AUGGCCCCUUUGAUCAAAGUCGCCAUCGUGGGAGCAAGUGGCGAAACCGGACAGUCUAUUGUCAACGGGCUGCUAAGUUCUUCUGACGCGAACUUUGUAUGUGCAACUAAUUUUAUAAUAUACUCUCUUCAGAUCGCUUACAUUCAGCAGGAAAUCAAGGCUCUUACUCGACCAGAGUCCGUAAGCAAGCCUAUCAAUGAAGAUCUCAAAAGCCGGGGUGUAGAAAUCGUACCUGUCAAUUUGAGUGGCCCUCUGGAUAAACUUAUCGAGGUCCUCUCAGGUGUCGAUGUUGUCAUCUCCGCCAUUUUCUUUGGCAGCCUAGGGGACGAAAUACCUCUCGCAAAUGCCGCUAAGGCGGCAGGGGUGAAGCGGUUUGUCCAGUCGGCCUUUAUGGUUGUUAUACCCCCAAGAGGCGUUGUCGAUUUCCGUGAGAAGAAAGAAGAAAACUUCAACUACAUCCAGAAAAUACGUUUGCCGUACACGUACAUAGAUGCUGGCUGGUGGUAUCAAAUCACGCUUCCUCGUCUUCCUUCAGGACGCCUCGAUUAUCUCCUGCCAGCUAGCCAGCCUGAACAACCAAUUGGCCUGGACGGAACCGUACCAAGUGCACUGGCAGACAUCAGGGAUGUUGGACGUUAUGUUGCGAAGAUCAUUACUGAUCCGCGAGCCCUGAACAAGAAAGUGCAUGUGUACAAUGAGGUUCACACCCGAGACCAGGUUUACGACUUGCUCGAGAGUGUAAGCGGAGAAAAGCUCGACCGCCAAUAUAUAUCGGAAGCGGAUGCCAAAGGACGCAUUGAAAAGGCGCGUCUUGCACUCGAACAAAACCCGGCAGAUAGUUCAGCGUUUGGUAUGCUGUCAGUUUCUCAAUUAUUCUUUUCUUGGGGAAUUCGUGGCGACAAUACCCCGGAAUAUGCUGCAUAUCUGGGGUAUCUGAGCAGCAAGGACUUGUAUCCGGACUUUGAGUUUACGACGCUCAAGGACUAUAUGAUCGAGGCUAUUGGAGGCAAAGGAAAGGGGGUUUAUCAGGGAAGAUAG
Messenger RNA from Aspergillus versicolor CBS 583.65, 1038 nucleotides. RefSeq lists its product as uncharacterized. The transcript is spliced from 3 exons. Bases 1 to 1038 code for a protein of 345 amino acids. Lineage: Eukaryota; Fungi; Ascomycota; Eurotiomycetes; Eurotiales; Aspergillaceae. The record is from RefSeq and is a predicted model, not a curated record.